CCACCAUUUCAUAAACUGCUCUUUUCGUCGCUAUGCCAACGGCAUGAAACUUGAAAGGUCAACCAAUGAAUGCAAAGGAUGAUUUUAAAGAUGGCGCAAAAUGAGCAACUGAGUGCAAGCCCAACUUUAAAGUCCACAGCUUUAUGAAACAUUGAUUAGAAUGGAUGAAAGACAUUGGUGGAUAGCCACUAAGCUACAGCAGACUUUCAAAUCAGAUCAACUGAACACCUUAUAUGCAAACUUUGUUGAAGACUUCCUUGCAGAUCAGGAUAUAGUUGAAAACAUAAAUGAGUUCAUCAGCUCCUCUGGCAGCAACAAGCUGAUUUUCUAUUGUCAGAAACCAAAUGAAAAUGACCAAGAAGAGAACCACACAGAUGCAAAGAUUGCUGUUGCAACAUCAGCCCUAAAGCUUAAAGACUUGGUCUUAGAUAAUUCAGUUUGUGUUGUCCUAAUAAGAACAAAUAUUGGUCUUGAAAUAGAACCAAAUGCAGUGGAGAAAGAAAUAUUUGCUCUAGAGUUGAAGCAAAAUACAAUUUCUUCAUUUUCCAAUCUCUUGUCCAGUGCAUUUUUGCCCUUCUUUCGUGCUCAGUCAGAUUGGGGUGAAUGCUAUGAACAUGAUGUUGUUGAAUUUCUCAUGCAAGUGGACAAGUACUCUUCUACAUUACAAGAGUAUGCUGCUAUUGUUACAGUUCCCCACCAUCUCCUCAAGAGACCUAACAUGCAUACUGUCAACGAGCUUAAACAGAGUAGAUUGUUAACUCUUAACCCUGCUCUUAUAAAUGAAUACGAGUCACUGGUUCAAGAAUGGAUUCAUACUAUUGAAACACUGUUGUCAGAAACUCUCGAUGAAAGACCUGAUGUGUUCAGUGGACCCUUGUCUGAACUGGAAAUAUGGCAAAGAAGGCAGAAGAUGUUGCUAAGUGUUGCAGACCAGUUAAAGAACAAAGAAUGCAAAACUGUCAUUGGCAUUCUCAUAACUGCAAAAUCUAGGGUAUUGAAGAAAUGGAAAAUAGUUGAUGCAGGGUUAACUGAUGCAAUAAAUGAGACAAAAGACAAAGUGAAAUACCUUGAAUCCUUGAGACGAUAUUUUGAUCAGCUUUAUGAAGACAAUUCACCAUCACAUAUAGCCAAUAAUGUUAUACCAUCUAUCACAGCGGCUAUUCGACAAAUGGACAACAUUUCAAAGUUUUAUGCCAGAUCUGGCUACCUUGGAAUCGUUUUUGCUAAGAUAACAAACCAAUUAGUGAUGAGUUGCAGACGUGCAAUUAAUUCUUAUCUCAAGCGGUUUACCCAACAUGAUGCUGCCGUUUCUGUUUGGAAUGCAGUAGAAAGCGACAUAGUAAAUCCCAGCCACUCAGGUUUGGAAUCCUCCAUUAAAUCCAAGAAGGGAACAGCCCAAGAAGGUUCAGCUAGCUGGGAUUUCAUCACAACGUUACGAUCUUGUUUGCAACUUCAUAAACAAUAUCGUGACCAGAUAAGACACUUGAAGGAUUCCCUUGGUGGUUCACAUGCUCUACAGCAUAUCCCUGCAUUGUCUUUCGGGAAUACAAUGAAGAAAUAUGCAUCACCUAGUCUUGGUAACAUAAGCACUGCUUCAAGCAAAGUAAAUGCAUCGAAUAUCUCGCCACCUUUAUUGCCUUCUGAGAGAGGUCGAAUUGGAACAGCAUCAGUUGCAUCGGGUAUUCUCACUGGUAUUGCCUUUACCGACGAAGAGGCAAUAAUCGGAUACUUCGAUCUCUUUGCGCAUCGUGUACAUAAUCUUAUUGAUAUUGUUGACACUGUAAAACAGUUUUCACAACUUCAAGUCACCGCCGGUGGGCUGCCGAUACUGAGCCCAAAACAACGCCAGAUAAAAGGAGAAAAUGGCACUACCAGUGCACCAGGCAAACCGGAAAAGUCAGAUCUAUUUGAUGAAGCUCCGAUUGUUUUUGAUAGCGAAGAUGGUGACGAUACCUUGUUGAGUGAGGAUGAAUCGGGAAUUCAGGAGUCAAACGAUUCCCAGCCUGUGGAAAGUGUUUCAAAGAUGCUUGCACAAUAUGUGGGCGGACUCAAGGAACUUUUAAAGAACAACCUGAAAGCAGAUAAUUGCCUGAUAAUUGAUGGAAAAGGGAAAAACCAAUUUGAAACCCUAUAUGCAGAUUUCAUUGUGAAAGUGGAAGUCAUGGAGAAUUUCAUCAUUAACUAUAUUAAGGAUGUCUUUAACAUGAAAUGGAAAACACAAAAAGCACUUGAUAUUUUGAAAAGCUUCAAACCAGUGAUAUCACGUUUAGGCCUUCGUCCUAUCCUCUCUGAGAAGUAUAUCGAAGCUUUUAUUGGAUACGAAAAGGACCUUGAUGAAGUGAAGGAUACAUACGAGCAGUUUAAGGAAAAUCCGCAGAUUGCCAGAAAUUCACCUAGGGUAGCAGGAUCGAUAUUCUGGUCACGCAGCCUUCUUCGAAGAAUUGAAGAGCCAAUGAAAGUUUUUAAAGACGUCAAAUUUGUAUCAGCAUUAAAGGAUUUCACCCGCGUGGUGAAGUAUUACAAUCGUUUGGCUGCAGUUUUGGUAAAAUUCGAAGAACUGCUCUUGAUUUCUUGGAAAUCGCAAAUCGAUGUAGUUAAAGUCGGUCUGAAAGCGUCGCUCCUGCGACUCAAUGAAGACAAAAAGGUCGAAGUCAACGUCGAGAAAAGCGUACUUGAAGUGAUGAACGAAGUGAAGUGGAUGAAAAGAUUGAACUUGUCAAUUCCUAAUUCUGCAACUGAAGUUUCUCUGCAGGAAACUCGAUUCAAGAAUUAUUACCACAAGCUUCACUGGAUAAUGCAGCUUUAUAAUGAAGUGUGCGAAAAUGUCCCAGUUCCCUUACGAAAACUGAUGACUCCGCUGACGGAAUCCAUUUUGUACUAUUUACAACCUGGUUUGUCCACUCUCACAUGGAGUUCACUCAACAUCGAUGCAUAUCUUCAUCAGUGCCAUGUCGUGAUACAAAAAUUGCAAAAGACAGUUGAUAAAGUGCGCAAGUUAGUAAAAGAAGGCCUUGCUGAUAACAUAGAAAAGAUUAAGCAGCUGAGCUUUUUUGACGAGAGCAAAGCAGUAUCAAGAACUUGGACUACUAACGAGUUUGUUAAUGAGCAGAAAGAAUUUUCCGCCAUUGUAUCAAAGAGAUUGUCAAAAACGAUCUCGGGAAUGGAGACAGCACUACAGCAAAUUACAUCUGUAAUAGUGCAGCAAAUGCUUUCGUCAUCAACGCAAACCCCUCCUGCAACACCAGGGCUUCUCUACUCGACGUCAACCCCAACCAGGCUCCUGCAAUCUGAAUCCAGAACAUCUUCAUCAGAUCCCUAUGGCCUGCAUAGAGGUAGCAGAAAUCCAGUCUCGCCACCGUCAGGAAUCCUUGAUGACGCAAAAGUAGCCGAAGUUAAGGUGCAUUAUUGCAGCCAAGUCUACGAAGCAGUUGUAAUUGCAAUCAAUGAAUCACUAAUGGCACUCAACCGAAACCUUGAUUGGAUGGAUAUAGGAAAGAGCGAAUUUCAUGGAAAAAGGGAACCAGGAAAGACUGAAAUAAACUUUGAUGUCCAAAUCGAGUUUUUGCUACCAGACAUGUGCGUUAAGCCAUCUCUUUCGGACGUCCAAGGAGCUAUCAAGAUGGUAGCUGAUGAUAUUGUAGAUAUCGGCAAAAACGUACAUUGGUGGGCAAAAGAUACCAGCAAGACUUUCUAUUCAUCAAUAUUAGCAGAGAAGAGCAUUAAAAUGUCAUUAGAAAAAGUAUCCGGCAUCAUAAUGGGCUUGCAGAAUACAUUAGACGGUGUUCUUAUGAGCUUCAAGCGAUUUGAUUUCCUUUGGCAAGAUGAUCUACAAGUCCUUUUCAAAGCGUUCUCGGAUGCAAGUCCAGGACUACCGGCGUUUCACAGGGAGGUGGAGCGCCUGCAAAAAAUCGAAAGAGAUCUAGUGUCCACACCAGAUAACCUAGAGCUAGGGCCUCUCGUUCUGAGUACUAUCCCUAUUAAAGAUUGCUUGUACGGAUUUGCUAUUGCGUGGAAAAUCUGCUAUGCUCAACCUAUACAUGAGAGUGCCAAGGUCGAGUUAAAGAAGAUAGUGGAUAAAAGGGAGUCAUUUCGCAGUCAGUUGACAUCAGAAAUCUCUUCUCUUGAUCAACUGAACAAAGUUCUGAAUCUUCUUCAAGAGCUGUAUGACUUGGAAAACACUAUCGAUGAUUUGUACUUGCCUGUUGAAACAACAUACAAAAAGCUAUUAGAGUAUGACGUAAAAAUUGCAAGAGAUGAAGUGCAGGAAGUGAACGGCCUUCGGGAAAAGUGGUCAGAGCUUUUGUCAUUUGCAUCCGAGAUAAGAUGGCAGCUGCUCCAGAAGAAAAGGACGGUUUUCGAGCAAGAACUUGAUAAACAAGUAAAAACAUUUGUCGUUGAAGUGAUUCAGUUUAGAAACAGCUUUGACUCGCAAGGCCCUGGCGUUCCUGGUGUUAUUCCAUCAGAAGCAGUUAGACGUUUAAAGCUAUUCCAUGACAAAUUCCGUCAACUGGACUACAGGAGGAAAGUUUUGGAUGCCGUUCAGAUUAUAUUUGGAAUAGCACCUACCCCGUUUCCAGAGCUCAACAGAACUGGGGAGGAACUUGAAAUGCUUGAAAUGUUGUACGGGCUUUACCAGAAAUUUAUAAACUUUGAUCAAAGUUUUCGCGAGCAACUAUGGGCUGAAGCAGAUCUUCUCAAAGCAAAUCAAGAGGUCAACAAAUAUUGGAAAGACUGCACGAAUCUGCCAUCAGCAAUUAGAAGCUGGACUGCUUACAAGGAAAUGAGAGAUGCAAUAAGAAGUUACAUUGAUGUCUUUCCUCUUUUAAAUAAGCUCGCUUCAAGGGAGAUCAGAAACAGGCACUGGCUUGAAGUGAUGGCGGUUACGGGAACAUCAUUUCAGCUGGAAGCGAAUGUUUUCAAGUUGAUGCAUUUGCUGGAUUCACAGCUUGCUAAACAUAAAGAGGAGAUUGAAGAAAUUGUGCAGAAUGCAGGCAAGGAGCUUGAUCUGGAAAUCAGAAUAAGAGCUAUUGAGGAAGAAUGGACAGAGCAGGUUUUGAAUUUUGAGAGAUUCAAAAAUCGUGGCUUGGUUUGCAUCGACAAAGAAAAUACUGAGAAACUGUUAGAGAUAGCAGAAGAUGCCAAGUCUUCAUUAGCAAUCAUGCUGACGUCAAAACACGUAGCUCCUUUGCGCGAUGAAGCUGCCAGUUGGGCUGUUAAACUGAAAGAGGUUGGAGAGGUUCUUGAUCAGUGGCUUUCAGUGCAAGAGCUGUGGCAAUGCCUAGAGGAGGUAUUCAGCAAUUCUGCAACGGCAAAGGAGCUGCCCCAAGAGUCUUCAAGAUUUGCACGCGUUGAUCGGGGCUAUAUGAAGACGAUGAAGAAGGCUGUAGAGAUCAGAAAUGUGAUGCAGUGCUGUGUCGGUGGUGAUGUACCAAAAAAUCAGAUGCUUAAGGGGCUUUAUGAGGAGCUGGAAAUCUGCUUUAAAUCGCUGGCUGGAUAUUUAAACAAAAAGCGAAAGGAAUUUCCAAGAUUUUAUUUUGUAAACGAUGCCUCACUUCUCAACAUUCUAAGCAAGCCCUACAAUUUGGAUUCUGUGAGGCGUUAUUUACCGGCAAUUUUCAGUGGGAUUCAUUCAAUAGAUGUUUUCGCAAAGCACGAAAGAAAUGGAAAAUCUAAACUUCUAUCAACUAAAAAUUUAUCAACGGAUGUAGUAGAAAGACUCGUGUACACCCCAGACCGGAAGAGAAGUGGCAGUAUGGAUCGAAUGUUAUCUCCAAUUAUUGAUGGGCAAGAGGAGAAACCUUUAUCAAAGCAAGGCCGGACCUUUACUGACAAAGCUUCUUCGAUUAACCUUGAGCAAACGACAAAUUUGGAGGAGUGGAAAAAUGAUCUGCCUCAUUUGAAAAUGGUCGCUGUUUCAGAUGCUGUCGGUGAGAAGAUAAACUUAGAUGUACAGGUUCGUCUUGAAAAUGGUGUCGAAUGCUGGCUAAAAUCGUUGCUCAGUCAAACUAAGUCUACACUGAAAAAUUUGAUGCAGCAAUGCCGUGUUGACAUCGAAAAUGGGAUGUCCAUUGAAGACUGGACAUUUAAGUAUCCAUCACAAGUCGUACUCAUCAAUCUUUUUCAUAUUUGGACAUUGGAAUGUGAAUCGGGAAUAUCCGAAAUCCGCGUCGAAAGGAAAGCUUUGGCCAUUGCCCUCAGGAGGUACACAACAUUGUUUAAUAAGAUCCCACAGAUCAUAGCACGUGGUGCCUGGAGGAAUUCCGAUGUAGCACUAAGCGCUGUGCAUCAGUCUCGCCUUGAAUCACUGAUAAGUGUUGGCCUUUAUUUACGUGAUAUUCUUGAAGAUCUGGGACGACGAAAGCUGAGAGAGGCUUCUGAUUUCGAAUGGCAGCGAAAUCUUCGUUUCUACUUUGAAAACAGUGAAAAUGAGUCAGAUGAACUCUCGCUUGCCCUUCACGUCCUAAACACGAAAUUCGACUAUGGUUACGAAUUCACCAAUUGCAAGUUUCCAAUCAUCAUGACCUCUUUGACAGAGCGGUGCUUUGUAUCGCUCACCCAGGCAGUCAGCAGCAACUUUGGUGGCUGCUUGCAAGGCCCAGCCUCCACAGGAAAGACUCAGACAAUCAAAGGCUUUGCUCACUUGCUUGGAAGGUUUCUCAUAUCAAUCAGCUGUUUAAAAGACUUUGAAGUUAAUUCAAUAGGAAGAAUUUUUACUGGUGUAGCUCAGGAAGCAGCAUGGUGCCUUUUUGACGAGUUUCAGCAAGCAUCGUCUAUUACUGUUUCCGUGAUAACCUACUAUGCACAACAUAUUCUGAACGCCAUUCGAAGCAAGCAGAAUAUCUGUUAUUUGCUGGAUUCGCAACAGAUCUCCGUGAUGCCGUCUCUGGCCAUUUUCACAACAGCUACCAGCACUGCUGAAGCAAGACUCUCUAUUCCGCAGUCCACGCUCAAUCUGUUUAGGGAAAUCUGCCUAGUGAAGCCUGAUUAUUCUGUAAUACUGCGAACACAUCUGGCUGCUCAAGGCUUCAAGUCAUACAAAAUGCUUGCAGAUAAGAUACGAAUGGUCGAAGAAGUCUGCUUGAACCAGCUGAAAGCGAAAAGACACGUCCUUUUCAACAUGGCAAGCUUGAUUUCAAUAACCAAAAGAGCAGGACAGAAGAGGAAGCUCGCCCAGACUAAAGUCAACGAUACGGACGUAGAAACUACACGUGUUGGCAGCGCUGUCUCAUCUGUAAACACAUUCUCUACAUCUGGACCAAGGGGAAAAGACCGGAAAUUGGCAACUCCGGUAACAAUGUCAGGGCCAGUGAAAACAGAACAUUCGUUUGUACUGAAAUCUUUGAUUGAAUGCAUCGGAUCAAGGAUGUCACAAGAGGAACAAGUAAUUUUCAUGUCGACUAUCAGGGAUGUGUUUGCACAUGCCUUGGAAGGCAUCACUGCUCCCAGAAGUAAAGAUGAGAAGGAAAUAGAAGAAAUUUUUACAAAGCUUGUAACGGAGAAGGGACUUGUUGCACACCCUCCAUGGAUGCUUAAGGCUAUAGAACUGUAUCAGCUGUCUACUGUUCACCAUGGCAUCAUUGUAUGUGGCAAUGGUGGGAGUGGAAAAACAGCUUGCAUUGAAAACCUAAUCGAGGCUUUGAAUGAGCAUGCCUCAAGUAAAGUUUUGGUUGGUAGCAGCAAAACGAGGCUGCAUAAAUUAGAACGUAUCAACGUGUUAGCUACCUCGGAUAUCAAUUUAAUGUUUGGCUUUAUAAAGCCGUCAGGAGACUGGGCCGACGGUGUUUUUACGUCAAUCUGGAAACGAUCGAAUAAACAUACCGGCACUGCAACAACAACAUGGCUUUGCUUCGAUGCUCCUGUGCAAGAUAUCUGGUGCAGAAAUUUGAAAAGUGUGUUGGAUCGUGGAAAGUACCUCACUUUACCAAACAUGGAAAGAAUGCAAGUAACUGGAAAUUUGAAAGUUUUAUUUGAAAGCUGUUCUCUUGAAGAGGCUGAUCCAUCUAUUGUUUCACGCAUGGGCCUCGUCUUCAUGGACGACCGAGUGCUUGGAUGGAGACCUCUGGCUGAUGCAUGGUUGGCGGGGAGGCCAACACAACAUGUCCACAUCUUGCAAAGAGCUUUCAGUAAAGUACUUGAUCCUAUACUUGCUUUCAUGGAGCAAGAAGCCAAGCCAUGUUUGAAGCUAUCAGAGAAUGUAUUGUUUUCCUCUUGUUUGAGUAUGCUAACGGCUCUUUUGCAAGAGCACACAGAUCUAGGCGGUGAUUUGCACGUAGAGAGGCUCUUUGUCUUUUCUUUGAUCUGGACCUUCGGAGGCCUCUUGACACGAGAGCAAGAUCAAAAGAGCUUCAGUCAGAUCCUUCUUGCUGUAAGCACGGCAUUGCCUGAUUAUGACCACUAUGUCUCUGUUUUCGACUACUAUGUCGACGAAUCUGGUGAAUGGGACAACUGGGAAGUACGUCUUCCUGAAGUAACAUACAAUAGCUCGCUGGACCUUCUUGAAGAUAAUUUUGUCGAGACCGUGGAUACAAUGAGAGCGCGCUUUUUGAUGGAGCUUGUCUCCUCUGUCGACAGGAAUGUUCUUCUUAUAGGACCGAAAGGUUGUGGCAAAACCUGUGUGAUAAAUGAUUUUUAUAGCAGUAGAGAUGACAGGAAUACCAUCGUUAAACGCGUUGUUUAUUCAGCUGGUACCACUGCCUCGACGCUGCAAAAGUUCAUGGAAAGUGUUUUGUAUCACAGACAAGGGUUUGUUUAUGGAGCUGAAGAAAACAAGAAAAUGAUUCUGUUUUGUGAUGAUCUACACGUGGCUACAACCAAGCCUGAUGACCAUGACUUCAUAUCUGCCAAUGAGUUUCUUAGGCAGCUCUUGGAUAACAAGAUGAUAUUCAACUUGAAGAAACCAUUUGAUCGUAGAUUCAUCGAAGGCUUAGCUAUAACUGCUUCGUUGUCACUGCCACUGAAUCACAGCUCGUCUGACACUCCCAAAAUAUCAGAUCGGCUUUUGCGCCAUUUCAACAUCAUACAGUUACCGGAGCCCACCCAGAACAUAAGACAAACCAUCGUAACAGCAAUGCUUGAAGCGAACAUGUGCGCAAAUCAGUCUAAUGGUCUUUCACAAGAAAUACAGGAGCAGAUUGUUGCUGCCUCGUGCAGCCUUCUUGAAUCAGUCUGUGACGUGCUCAGGCCUAGCCCAAUACCAGGUAGAAGAAGCUACCAGUUUAGUCUGAAAGACCUGCAAAGAAUCUUUCAGUCAUUGAAGAAUUGUCCAGAAGAAAUACGAGCAGACGAUGAGAACUUCCUGAUAUCGUUCUGGCAGUAUGAGGCAAGAAGGGUCUUCCAAGAUCGCAUCGCACAAGCUGCUGAUCUAAACUGGUUUGAGGAAACGAUAAAGGCAGUCACCAAACAGCACUUUCCAUCCAUCCCCGCAAACACCCAGAACACCUUCUUCGCAACAUUCGCCAGUGAUUUCCAUCUCCAAGCUCAAAGAUCAGCAACACAAAUCAGCAAAGGCUCUGGACGCAAAGUGGCACUUCAGUCAUUUUCAAAUAUAGCUGAGGUAUCGAGUUGUCUUAAGGUCUUCCUGACAAGAUACAACGAACAAUACAAUAAAACACUGCCUAUUGUUCUCUCCGACCAUGCCAUGAGACAUUUAGUGAGGGUUCACAGAAUCGUCAGUUUCAAAGCAAGUGGUAACGCCCUAUUGAUCGGGUCUAUUGGAACACAUUUAUCCUCUCUAAUCAAGCUUGUGCUGUACAUGCUCAAUAUCCCCAUCCAUCCUAUUGAUUACUCUAACAAGAGCUCAUUUUUCGAUGGCCUGAGAUCUGCAGUAAGAACAGCCGGCUGCGAGGGAAAGCAGACAGCCGUCUUACUCGAGGAAACCGACCUUCGUGAUAAAUCAUAUUUGGACGCAGUUAAUAAUAUUCUCAGCACUGGUAGCUGCCCACUUCUUUUUACUGAAGAGGAACUGCGGAGCCUAAUCGCUGCCUUGCUUCCGUCGAUCAAGAAAGAGUAUUCCGGCUUUCUAUCAGAUCCUGUUAGAUUUUUCGAAAUUCGUGUCAAGCUCAACCUUCAUAUCAUCAUUUGCCUUCAACCUGGAAGUUCGAUUUUUAGAAAUAUGUCAAGAGAUUAUCCGGGAAUAAUAUCAGGUUGUCAAAUCAACUGGGUUAUGGACUGGCCAUUGGAUGCUUUAUCCGGUGAACUGUCGCAAUAUUUCGAAAAGUAUAAUCUUCUCAGCGAUAUCAAUGCGAACAUAAGAGAGAAGGUCAUCCAGUCAAUUUCAAGCAUUCAUUCUCGGAUCCUUAAAGAAAGCAAUCAAAUUCCUUGGGCUGAAGACGCUUGUAGCGGGGAUCAUAAAGAGGCUGACCCAAAUGCCGAAAACCUGCCUCGUUCAAAGCAAAUCCUGUUACACCGAAUCCUACACAAGGACGUUUCGUGGUCACGUGAGCCUGCAAUGGGGGUAUUUGUCGGACCGACAACCUUUCACAGAUUCAUGCAUUGCUUUCGAUAUGUCUUCAACACCAAAGCAGCGGAGACAAGUGAGAAGGUUAACAAAAGAAGAAAAGCGCUUUCUGCAUUGCAACAAGCAAGAGCAAACGUCACCAGACUUAAAGAGAUGAUUUCUAAGCUCAAGGCGGAGCUAGGUGGCUCAGUUAAGAAAACCGAGCAACUUUUAGCUGCCUUGAUAUCCAAAGCAACAUUACGAGAACGGCUGAAGGCAAAGCUUGACAAAGGGAGCAGCAGUCUAAAGGCUUUUAUGGCCUUGAUUGAUAGUGAGAUGGAAGAUGGUUUGACAGAGUCAAUGCUGCUUGAUGAUUAUGAUGAACUUGAUGAGGAGUACGAAAGGUUGAAAAUAUCUCAACAGCUGAUGCGAAAGUCAAGGACGUUGGAAGAGUUACUAAGUGAUGCUGAAAAGGAAGUCGAGGAGACAAAAGCCGAAUUGGAGAAAUCGUCCGAGAAGGUUGGCUUUCUUCAAAAGAAGAUCGAUCGCGGAACCAUCGAGCGACUUCGAGCCUUCCAGAAUCCGCCUCCUAUGGUUGGAAUGACAAUGGUAAUGCUAAUGAUACUUAUAGGAAGGCCGGAAUUCGCUUCGUAUGUAGUAUCCUCUCCUACCAAAGGAGAGAAAAAGCAUGACGGCGUUUCACAUUCCGAUGAAGCAUCAAGAAUAAGCUCUGCAACUUCUAGGCGAAAACGCGAUCAAACACACAAGCCUUCAUACCAAAGUAUGGGCAUCAGGCCACAUUCAAGGACUACUCCAUCAUAUGACAUUGAUUGGGGAUUAACUGCUGACGGUCGCAGUGUAGACAAAAAUACAUGGAAGACUAUCCAAGUAAUAAUGAACGACACACAGAAAUUUUCCGAAAACAUAAACAAUCUUGAAUGGAAUGAUGGGAUAGCAGAUGACGUAUUGAAGACGGUCUUGUCUUAUUUUUCACCGGCAGAAGAUAGUGUUAGGGGUCUGGUGCCUAGGGUGUCACAUUCGUCAACACCGAGCAUGAAGGCGUCAACAGCACCGCGGACAUCUAGUCCAGAAAAAAAGCAAACUGGAGUGACAUUGGCUGCUGCGCGCUACUCUUCCGAGGACGCUGCGCAGGUUGUUGAAUACAUCCAGGCAGUGAUUGACUACACUGUAAAAAGCAAGCCGUACAGAAAAGCAGUGCAGACUUUGAAGGAGCUUAAAAAUGAAAUGGAGAUUAUCGAGAGUAGGGAAGCAGAAAGAAAAAUGACAAAAACAGAUGAAGUAGAAGAAGAGCAACCUGUGCACGUGGAUCCGACAGAGGGUUUGUCUGAGGAAGAUCUACCUCGUCUUGACGCAGAGAUUGAAGAACUGCAGAAGCAAUUUGAUGAAAUCGCCAUUCAUAAAUACAACUUGAGUCAGAAAAUCAGCGAGUAUUCGGAGAAACUCAAGAGCCUCACGGAGCUUCUUGACAGCUUGAAGCCAGUGGAGGCCAACUGGAAUUACUUCAUGGAGGACCACACUGCCAUGGAUGUUCUGCUGACCAAUUCAAUCUGUGCAGCUGCUUUUCUCACUUACUGUGGCCCAAUGGGAAUUGACCAAAGAAAGCGACUGUCGCAGUUUUUCCUGAGCAACUGCAGAGAACAUGGCGUUCCCACGGAGAAGAAGAAGAUUUUUAAAGAUAUAUCUCUUGCAAAGUUCCUGGUUGGAAAGCAAAUGCUGAGAAUUUGGAAAGCAAUGAGUUUCCCUAUGGAUAAUAUUUCAAUGGACAACAUCUGUAUCACAACACAACGUGACUGCUCCAGCGCAUGGGCUUUGCUUUGUGAUCCGCAGAGGGUUGCUGUUCAUUGGAUCGAAAAGCUGUUACAAGAUACCACGAUUGUGAAACAUAAGGAGCUCAGAGGAGAGCUUGAAAUGUGCCUCACAGAAGGACGAACGUUGCUGAUUUCUGAUGUUGACCUAAAGGCCUUGGCCACUGACGACAAGUUUAAUUCAUUGCUUCGGAACAGACCGGCAUUUAUAAGAGCAAAUGCACCAUUUAAGCUCAUGAUUGGUGAUGAGGAGAUAGAGUGCUCACCAUCAUUCAGGUUGUUCCUAAUCACAACCAACCCUGCCAAUUUGAUACCCGCAAGCAUCGCUGCUUACGCCAAUGUUAUUGAAUUCAGUCAGUCACGUGAUGGACUUGCCGAGCAGUUUUUAUACCGAUUCAUUAAACUCGAGAAGCCUAGAAUUCAUGAUACUUUGUACCAAGUUGCACAGGAAAUUGUAACUCAUUUGACAACAAAAGACAGAGCUGAAGAGCAAUUGCUUCAGAAUUUAAGCAGCGUCGAUAACCCACUAUCAGACUUUUCUUCAAUUAAACGAGCAUAUUCUAUCAAAAGAUUCUAUGAUGAGUCUCAAGAAAGCUUGUCCAAAGCCACGAGUGCGGAGAGGUCUAUUAUGAAUUCAAGAGAGACGUAUCGCUCGAUAGCCGUUUGUGCCGCUGUUUUGUUUGAUGCGUCACUGUCAAUGUCGGUUGUAAAUCCGUUGUAUCAGGUGUCAUUCAGCCAGUUUGUUUCUGUCUUCGAUGCAUCAAUCAAGCACUCUGACAGAAAUGCCGUCAGUGCAGUCGUCGAAAAAGUGCAGUACAACGCAUUUGUGUCUAGAUCAAUAGGCCUUUUUGAGGAAGACAGACCGCUAUUUGCCCUUCUAGUGGCAUUGGAAAUAGAAGAUUCGAACGGGAAGAUCGCUGUUGGUGAGAGAGAGUUCCUAAUAAGCCCACCUUUUGGAGCAGCGGUCAGACAACUUGCUUACCCUAACUGGGAAGUACCACCUAAAACUCUCACGAAAAAGCCAUUUGAUUGGCUAUUGGAUGAGCAAUUUCAUAAUAUGCAGCUUCUUGCGCAAUAUUUUGAUUGGUUUUUGGAGACAUUUGAGAAAAUGCCCAAAGAUGGCAGAGAAACGCAAUGGAGGCAAAUCGCUGAGCAUGAGAGACCAGAGAUGGUAACAUUGCCCGACAAUCUAGAUGACAGGUUUUUGCCUAUUCAUCGGCUUCUCAUUAUUCGGUCUCUGAGGGGAGAUCGCCUCUUGCAAGCAGCAUCUGUAUUUGUAACUAUGUCAUUGGGUAAAAGGUAUUCUGGUCAUAUCGAAGUAGACCUUGCUAGUCUUGUCAAACAAAGUACACCCAAAUCACCAAUCCUGCUGUUCUAUCGAAAGGAAGCCGAAGUCACUGAGAAACUACUUACUGAUUACGCCGAGGCAAAACAGGCUAGAUUGGAAAUCAUUCAUUUAUGUGGCAUGAAUGGAGAGGAAAAACAUGCAAAGAAGGUCAUUCGCACAUGCAUGAAAUCGGGUGACUGGGUCCUUAUUCUAAAUGGACACAACUGUAUCCAGCUGCUGGAGGGUCUCGAUUCUUUGUUAAAUGAGACGGCAAAUAUUGAUACCAAUUUCAGGCUCUGGAUCUCUUCCAUUGAGGAACCUUCUUUGCCAUCUUCUCUGCUUCAGAGCUCCGUUACUGCGAUCAUAGAAAGCCCAAGAAUGAACUUGAAAGCUGCUCUAAGCCACAACUUGCAGUUGAUUGACAACGAUGUUUGGAAGCAGUUCAAUAGAAACGAGUGGUUGCCGCUGCUUCAUAACGUCUGCAUGCUGCACAGCACAUUGCAGAUGAGGAGGAGAUUCUCUUUUGUUGGACUCAAUCUGCCAUAUGAGUUUGACUUUGGUAUUAAGUUCCUUUGGGGGUCUCUGGCUUGUUUGGUCAACGAGUUUUUCGAUGCACAGAUUCAUUUUUCCGAGGGAAGUGCUGCCUCUACGCCAGUUUCUGGACUAAGCCAGCGAAAUAUUCAAUGGCAUGGGUUAAGACAUCUUCUGACAGAGAUAAUUUAUGGAAACAGUGUAACAAAUGAAGUUGAUUACUGCGUGCUUGGUGCUAUGGUUGAUUUAUGGGUCAAUUCAUCUGCAACAAGAAAGGAUUUCGAAAUAUCAAGAGUGAAAUACAAACUGCCGUCGUCGUGUUUCAUCACUGGUGCGAAGCAGUCUUUUGUUAUUCAAGCAUUAGAGAGUAUUUCUGACAAUCUGUUUGACUCUCCUGAAAUGUGUGGCCUGUACACAACAGAUGAGACCCCCUUGCCUGACAGUCAAUAUGUAUUCACAAGACUGAAUGCCAUUUUGGACAGAAUGCCGUCAAACCCGACACUUACUCAUGUACCACCAUCGGCAACCGUCCUCGCUGGAUCAUCUGUUCCACUUGUUGUGUCCAGCGGGACGUUCCACGCUUCAGGAGCAGGCCUCCUCGCGUUAUCCAAGGCCAGUGUUUUUGGCAGUGCAUCACUGACUGCACUGAGGACAUCAGCAGAAGUUGACCUCUUUGAGAUAUGCAGCAAUGCCCUCGCAAAGCUGCCACGCCUUUGGAGUAGGGAAUUUGUCCACGAAAGGAUCCGUAAGCUCGGUGGGGCGUCUCCAUUCAACUUGUUUCUGUUAUCAGAGAUCGACUGUUUUCAUCAGCUGCAUCAGGAAAUAAAAGCAAGCUUACAGACCAUCAAGCUAGCAACAAGCGAAGAUUCUUUUGGAGACAAGCUAUCGGACCAGUAUCUUAAGGAUGCUGAAGAGCUGUACCACUUGAAGGUUCCAGAACACUAUCGAUCGUUGGCAGGCAUUAGUUCACCCCCAAACUCAUGGUCUCUUGCAACUUGGCUGUCGGACCUGCAAGCACGUUUUAACCACAUGGAAAAAAUCCUGUACCAAGGUAAAGAGAAGAUUCCGGCAUAUUGGUUGGCCGCAUUUUUCAACCCCAAAAGAAUGCUCGCGGUUAUAAUGCAGGAAGCAAUACGCCAAUAUCAGAUGCAUAGCGUUGUGUCAGAGCAGUUUGUUUUAAAAACUGAGAUAACAGGCAGGGAUAAAGACCAUCUCCGUGAACCUGCAGCUGAUGGGGUGUUCAUCCAUGGUAUCUAUGUAUGGGGGUGCAGCUGGGAAAAAACCACUGGGGAAUUGCAAGACGCUCCACCGAAGGCUGGACCCAGUCUACUUCCUGUUAUCCAUGUGACUGCGAUACCUUUUUCUGAGAAGACGUCACUAGCUGAUCCGCAGAAAUCACAGUUUUUAUACGAGUGUCCAUGCUAUGCAUCCCGCGUUUCCACCCGCGAGCCAGUGUUGCUUGUUGAUAUUGAACACAAAGACUUCCCGGCAACAAGAUGGCCCCUAAGAGGAAUCUCUUGCACCUUACGUCCGUUCUAAAUCCGUUAAGUUGUACAUAUAGCAUUCACAGUUUGGAAAUAUUUUUACUAUUUUAAGAUAGAAUCAUUGUAAAUAUUUUGAGGCGAAACUCGAUGGUAAUUCUGCAGAUACUGGAUAUUAGCAAUUGAUAAAGUGUUUCUUGUAAUUGAGAUCUUUUGGCACUGCCCGUUUUACUUGCAAAUUGUUCCAAAUUAGCUUCUGUGUUAAUUUUAAUAAACUUUAUGAAAUAGAAGGUUCUUUACAGAUAUUUAAACCCAAUGCCGUACAUAUUCUUGGCAGCUUUGGAAAUAAUGCUCUUAUGAAAUUAUUCCUCUUUGAUAUUCAUCAGUGCUCCCUUCUGAAAACAAAAGUUUUACAUUCAGCCCACCACAGGGCUUUGUACUUGCUUUAAAGUCUUUUGACUGAGCCAUUUUGCAGCUAUUCUAUCAUGGAUCAAGCUACGAUACUAUUUAAACUUAUAGGGGAAAGGUUAAUAUUGAGCCAUUUCAACAAGCGAAGUUCCCUCAAAAACCCUUAAAUCCUUCUUAUUUUUAAGUGGCCUGAAGUCUCAAUAUUUUUUAAAAGAACCAUAUCUUUCCGCCUUUUACCAUGCCUGCUGCUUUACCAUCGAUGUUUACCAGUUGUAUACAAUAACAUGGUUAAGAUUUAAUCCUUGACGUUGUAUUUUUGUAAUGUUAACCCAUGCUUUGAUGUUUCUUGAAAUAGUAUCGUCAUUAGUAAUUCUCAGAUACAUGA
Messenger RNA from Rhopilema esculentum, 16393 nucleotides. Its product is annotated as dynein axonemal heavy chain 5. Gene Ontology annotation, cellular component: dynein complex. Gene Ontology annotation, molecular function: dynein intermediate chain binding; ATP binding; minus-end-directed microtubule motor activity. The record is from RefSeq and is a predicted model, not a curated record. Lineage: Eukaryota; Metazoa; Cnidaria; Scyphozoa; Rhizostomeae; Rhizostomatidae. Gene Ontology annotation, biological process: microtubule-based movement.